Molecule: messenger RNA, 995 nt
Organism: Paramecium pentaurelia
Lineage: Eukaryota; Ciliophora; Oligohymenophorea; Peniculida; Parameciidae
Source: the annotation of a GenBank genome assembly
UAUGUUGACUCAUUUGUACUUUUUCGAUAAUAUGAGAGUAUUUGCUUAAAGGAUUUUAUUUUUUCUCUCAAUAUCAGAUUUUCUUUACUCAAUAGGAUUAUUAUUGUACGUAGAGCCUGCUUUUAGUGACUACAAUAAAUUUAGGUUUUGUAAUAAUAAAUGAUUUAGAUGUACUAUUUAAGGAGUAAUAACUUAAUUUGGAACAAUAAGUGCUUUUUUGUGGAGCACAUCAAUAGCAUAUUUGUUAUAUAUUUCAAUCAUUAAAGGAUAAUAAAGAAUUGCAAAAUUAGAAAGAUAUCAGAAGACAAUUUUCAUUUUUGGUAAGCAUAAAAAUAAAAGUAGGUUCUGCAAUUCCUUUAUUAAUGUCAAUUCCACCAUUAAUUUUUGAUUCUUAUGCUCCAAUUCCUUAAAAAGUACCAGUUACAUGUUCAAUCAGUUCAAAUGAUGAAAAUAAAUCAUUAGACUAAAAUCGUAAUCUAAGUUUGUAUUUAAAUCUAUUGUUGUUCUACAUACCAUUAAUAUUUGCAGUGGUAAUUUCAGUAUAUUUCAUUUUGAGAUCAUAUUUCAAAAUAAAAAAAAUAAAAAGUCAAUAUGAAUUGCUAACUAAAUAGAUAAAUAUUCAAUUAAUAUUUGCUAGGACCUUAAUAUUUUAUCCAUUUGGAUUGUGUAUUUGUUGGCUACCCUCAUUAAUUUUGUUUUUGAUAUUCACUUUUAAUAAUGAUUGGUUUUAAUAGAUUCAAAUAAAUUAUUUUAUAUAUGGAACAGGAAUAUAUUAAUAUAUUAGAGUAGUUUAAUAUGGUUUAAGUUUUUUAUAAGGAUUUUUUAACAGUUUAGUUUAUUUGGUUAAUAGUUAUUUAAUGAGAAAAAAACUUAAAACUUUAGAUAAAGUUUAAAUUGAUAGGAUCAAUAUAAAAAAUAUGAUGUCUAAUAAUUUUGAAGAUAGUAUAAGAAGUAGUUAGCUUAGUAAUGAUUUCGAAAAUCUUCAAGAUAUUUGA